CGCGGAACGAGAGCCGCGAGCAGAAGGCGAGGAACAGAGGAGCCUGCAGGUGCCCGGAGCGGACCAGAAAACCAUGGCGUCUGGCAGCAGUGCCGCCUGUGAGGAGGAGCGCAGCCUCCGGGAGUGCGAGCUCUACGUCCAGAAGCACAACAUCCAGGCCCUGCUCAAAGAUUCUAUCGUGCAGUUGUGCACUGCCCGGCCCGAGAGGCCCAUGGCCUUCCUCAGGGAGUACUUUGAGAGACUGGAGAAGGAGGAGGCAAAACAAAUUCAGAAUCUGCAGAAAGCAAGCAGUCGUGCUGACUCGAGGGAGGAUGAGAUUUCUCCUCCUCCCCCCAACCCCGUGGUUAAGGGCCGGAGGCGACGGGGUGCUAUCAGCGCCGAAGUCUAUACGGAGGAAGACGCGGCGUCCUAUGUCAGAAAGGUUAUACCGAAAGAUUAUAAGACAAUGGCUGCUUUAGCCAAAGCCAUUGAAAAGAAUGUGCUGUUUUCACAUCUGGAUGAUAACGAGAGGAGUGAUAUCUUUGAUGCCAUGUUUCCGGUUUCCUUUAUUGCUGGAGAGACGGUUAUUCAGCAAGGUGACGAAGGUGAUAACUUCUAUGUGAUCGAUCAAGGAGAGAUGGAUGUCUAUGUCAACAAUGAAUGGGCCACCAGUGUUGGCGAAGGAGGGAGCUUUGGAGAACUUGCUUUGAUUUAUGGAACACCGAGAGCAGCCACUGUCAAAGCAAAAACCAAUGUGAAAUUGUGGGGUAUCGACCGCGACAGCUAUAGGAGAAUCCUUAUGGGAAGCACACUGAGAAAGCGGAAGAUGUAUGAGGAAUUCCUCAGUAAGGUGUCUAUUCUAGAAUCUCUGGACAAAUGGGAACGUCUCACUGUAGCUGAUGCAUUGGAACCAGUCCAGUUUGAAGAUGGGCAGAAGAUUGUGGUGCAGGGAGAACCAGGGGAUGAGUUCUUCAUUAUUUUAGAGGGUUCUGCUGCUGUGCUGCAGCGUCGGUCAGAAAACGAAGAGUUCGUGGAAGUGGGAAGAUUGGGGCCUUCUGAUUACUUCGGUGAAAUCGCUCUGCUGAUGAAUCGCCCUCGUGCUGCCACGGUGGUUGCGCGUGGCCCUUUGAAGUGCGUUAAGCUGGACCGACCUAGAUUCGAACGUGUUCUCGGCCCGUGCUCAGAUAUCCUCAAACGGAACAUCCAGCAGUACAACAGUUUCGUGUCACUCUCUGUCUGAAAUCUGCCUCCUGUGCCUCCCUCUCUCCUGUCCCCGUCCAUGCUUCCCUCACGCAGACUGCUUUAUUUUCCCUAUUUACAGCACCACGUGGCCACUGGCAUCGCAGCUUCUUGUCUGUUUAUAUUAAAAGUUGCUUUCAUUGCACCGUUUUUAAUUUGGAGCAUUAACUGAAUGCUCGUAACAGUUAAAUAAAUAGAGAGCGUUCUCUGGA
Molecule: messenger RNA, 1430 nt
Organism: Talpa occidentalis (Iberian mole)
Lineage: Eukaryota; Metazoa; Chordata; Mammalia; Eulipotyphla; Talpidae
Gene: PRKAR1A
Product: protein kinase cAMP-dependent type I regulatory subunit alpha
Exons: 11
Coding region: 74-1219 (381 amino acids)
Biological process (GO): regulation of protein phosphorylation
Cellular component (GO): cAMP-dependent protein kinase complex
Molecular function (GO): cAMP-dependent protein kinase regulator activity
Source: RefSeq, a predicted model, not a curated record